CUACAACACCUGCCUGAAGAGACAGACGCACACAACACAGCCACACAACACGUCCACGCCCAGUGAGUGCAUCUAUCUGGCUUCCUGACGUACCUGCCAACUCCGGCAGCACAGCACCACUGUCUGUCGUUUGGUAUGCGACCUACUUGCCUCGUCCGGCCGAACCUGCAUGAGGGGAAGUGAAAGAGAGGACAGGAUGGGAUUGUCCUGUGUUGCGUUGCGGCUGUGUGUCGUGUGUACCUUGCGUGGCGGGAUAAAUGGACGAGUAGCUCCCAGUCAAUCAUCUGACAACGCGCACAUGCACAUGCAUGUGAAAGCGGAACGCUCACACACCUGACCUGCACGCCGUGUCUCACCUUGCCAUCUGACGUCGUGUGGCGGUCUCAUUGCCACUGCCGCCGUGCCACUGCUGUGCUCCUCUCACAACACCCUUGACACUGAUCAGCACCACCUAAGCAGCACAGAAUCCGGUCACAUGCACACCUGCCACCUUGUUCAGAUGCUCUCUGCCGUGCACAUGCACCAUUCAGCUACCUUGAAGUCGUGUGGGGUGUUCACGCUGCCCUGACAGCGAAAGAGAGAAAAUGCGGAGGGGCGGCAU
Messenger RNA from Vitrella brassicaformis, 601 nucleotides. NCBI's taxonomy places the organism in Eukaryota, Vitrellaceae. The record is from the annotation of a GenBank genome assembly.